Molecule: messenger RNA, 4977 nt
Organism: Gymnogyps californianus (California condor)
Lineage: Eukaryota; Metazoa; Chordata; Aves; Accipitriformes; Cathartidae
Gene: SMOC1
Product: SPARC related modular calcium binding 1
Exons: 13
Coding region: 76-1482 (468 amino acids)
Biological process (GO): extracellular matrix organization
Cellular component (GO): basement membrane
Molecular function (GO): heparin binding; calcium ion binding; protein binding
Source: RefSeq, a predicted model, not a curated record
CCGGGAGAGCCGCCGCCGGUGGCCGCAGAGCCCCGCCGUCCCGCCGCUACCCCGCCGCCGCCCCCCCGAGGGACGAUGGUGCCGCGGGCCUGGCGCAGCGCGGGGGCUCGCCCGUUCCUGCUGGCGCUGCUGCUGGUGUAUCUGCCUCAGGGUCGCGGCCACCGAGCCACGGGGCCCCGGUUUUUAAUAAGCGACCGUGACAGAGACCCUCAGUGUAACCUGCAUUGCUCCAGGUCCCAGUCCAAACCCCUCUGUGCCUCUGAUGGCAGAACGUACGAGUCAAUGUGUGACUACCAGAGAGCCAAAUGCCGGGAAUCAAGUCUGAGUGUGACACAUCGUGGCCGGUGCAAAGAUGCUGGCCAAAGCAAGUGUCGAUUAGAGAGAGCUCAAGCAUUGGAACAGGCAAAGAAGCCCCAGGAAGCAGUCUUCAUCCCAGAAUGCAAUGAGGAUGGAUCAUUCACGCAGGUGCAGUGCCAUACCUACACUGGAUACUGCUGGUGUGUGACACCUGAUGGCAAGCCUAUUAGCGGCUCUUCUGUACAGAACAAAACUCCUGUAUGUUCAGGUUCUGUAACUGAUAAACCAUCAAGCCAGGGUAAUUCGGGAAGGAAAGUUUCUUUUCGAUUCUUUUUAACCCUCAAUUCAGAUGACGGUUCGAAGCCAACACCUACCAUGGAAACCCAGCCUAUUUUCGAUGGAGAAGAAAUCACAGCACCCACCCUUUGGAUUAAGCACUUGGUCAUCAAAGAUUCCAAACUGAACAGCUCCAGUAUAAGGAAUUCAGAGAAAGUUCAUUCCUGUGACCAGGAAAGGCAGAGCGCCCUGGAGGAGGCCAGGCAGAAUCCCCGCGAGGGUAUCGUCAUCCCGGAGUGUGCUCCCGGAGGGCUCUACAAACCAGUGCAAUGCCACCAGUCGACUGGGUACUGCUGGUGUGUCCUGGUGGACACGGGACGCCCCCUGCCUGGUACUUCCACUCGCUAUGAGACCCCAGUGUGUGAAAGCGAUGCCAGAUCGAAGAGCACAGAGAUUGAUGAUCCAUUCAAGGACAGAGAACUUCCAGGCUGCCCAGAAGGGAAGAAAGUUGAAUUUAUUACCAGCUUACUUGACGCUCUGACUACGGACAUGGUACAGGCUAUUAACUCAGCAGCACCUACUGGGGGUGGGAGGUUCUCUGAGCCAGACCCCAGCCACACGCUGGAGGAGCGAGUGGUACACUGGUACUUCAGCCAGCUGGACAACAACAGCAGCAAUGACAUCAACAAGCGGGAGCUGAAGCCUUUCAAGCGUUAUGUAAAGAAGAAAGCCAAGCCCAAGAAAUGUGCCCGACGUUUCACUGACUACUGUGACCUCAACAAGGACAAGUCGAUCUCACUUCAGGAGCUGAAGGGGUGCUUGGGAGUCAGCAAGGAAGGAGGUAGCCUGAGCAGUUUCCCCAAUGGAAAAAGACAAGGCCUUAACCCUUUCAUAGGUCGCCUGGUGUAGCAGCAGAAGACAGGAAGGGAAGGCAGGAGCCGACCCAAAGGAAAGAAAGAUCUAGCGACAGACGGACAGACACCUUGCUGCUUGUGAGCAAGCACGCAGCAUCAGCAACAUCCAACGUAGCAGAAGUGGCACCCAGAACGUUUGCACUUUUUAAUAAUUGGUUUGGGUUUGGGUUUGUUUUUAAUUGCUUUUCAAUGCCAUUAUCUAAUACUUUGGAGAGUGGGGGGAAGCAGGAUCAUGACUUUUUAAAAUCGGAACAGCUACUGAUGACGUAAAAUUGAGUUCACUGGGACUCAAAGAAAAAGAAUUUUAUAUACUGUAUAUAAAUAUAUAUGUAAAUUGUACAGUUGUCUUGUACAGGGGUUGGAGUCACUGUUCUGUUCCUCCCUUUGCUUUUGAAGGCUGUUAGGGUUAGAGGGACACUUUGCAUUUAAUGGAUUACAGUAAUGCAUUCAUUUCUGCCACCAAACCAUCAUUCAGUUGCAAACCUUAAUACCCCCAUGCAAAAAGGAGCAAGUAUAUCAGCGUGACUUGUGCUUGCAGAUGUGCACACAGUGCCCCAGAUACCAAAUGCUUCUUGGGAGCAGCUGAACCCCUUCUUUUCUUACUGUAAAGCCCUGUGCAACUCACAGGCAGUUGGGCUUUUGAGAGAGCACAGAUUUCACCUAAGUAUUGGUGCACUGCAAAGCUGCUUAAAGUAGGGAUAGAAAAGGGUUGUAUUAAGGACGUACAAAAGUAGUUUCUGCACCUGUUGCAAGUUGGGCAGAAAUGAAUUGCAAAUGCAUUACUAUUCAGGCUCAGAAGACAUGCUUAGCAAAGAUGUGCCAUGCCUCGGGAACCUAAUGCUGUAGGAAGGAUGUGGGAGCCGUAGGCUUAGUAGAGUCAGCGGAGUGAAGUCUUGUAUCUUCCUCUCUGACAAAGUGUUCAUCUAUAUGUUGUACAACAACAAAAAUAUUGAGAAGCCUGCUAAAAGCAGCAUUGGCCUGCCUGUUGCUUUGCUGAAGAGCAAAGAACGUAUUUGUCAGUGCAGAAAGACACAAUCAUGCUGCUGGUCCCCAAGAGUCUGGUUUACUCAUAUUUCAACACUACAGCUUGGGCCAUGCUCACUGGUGAAGGUCUGUCUGCAAUGACUGUUCUCGUCUUUGGUGGUUGUGAAUCCCGAGCUCCUCUCCCGCACAGUGGUGCGCCUGCCUUAGAGUAUCCACUUCACCGGAUUCGCUGUUAUCAGUACCUCCUGUAUUAAUCCCACUCCAGUGUCACAUUACAAUAACAGUGAAGGCUUGGACUGAGGAGCCCGGUGUUCUUGGAGGCCACAGGGGCUGUUUAAGCUACCAGCAGUUUUUCCAAAGUUGUUUCUUACUUAAUCUCAGAUACAAUUGUAAAGGCAGCAGUAGGACAGGGAUACCCAUAUCAGCAAUCCUAGGUUUGGGCAGAGUGUGAUGGGACACGCAGUGUUUUGCUUUGUGCGUUUCCAACCACUGUCAGCACUUGCCUGUUCAUAGGAAAUGUUCUGAGCAGCCUCCCACUUCAGAUCUGACAAUCCUUGUGCCACUUGUCACUGGACCAAGAACCUGUAGUCAGAGAUGAUGACAUGCCAUGCUAAUACGAGAUCACACCAACAAUUGCUUGUAACAGCAUUGCGUUACUGUAGAGACUGGGCUUGUCCCUCGAGGCUUUGUUGCUUUGGUAAAAGAUGUUGCAACACAGCAUCUUCACUCUGGCAUGUCAUCAUGACGAUAGCAUGAGAUAAACACAUCACAGCAAGAGUGUCCUGAUGCAGUAAGUUAGUGCCUUGUUGACAAAAUGGAAAGUUUUAAAAAAGAAAAAACAAACCAGAAAAUCUUUCUAUAAAUAAUUGUUUAAGAAUAGUAAUAACUCUUCCUCUGGGAAGUAGAUUGGAGCUAAUUAAAGCAUUUGGCAUGGUUGAAAACACCUCUGGUAAUCUCUGAAGUAUACAUUACACCACCAUAAUAUAAAGAAGUCAUCUCUUCAGCAAGAACAGAUCCUACUGCUGGAUCUUCAUGGUUUCUCACAUACAACGUAUGUGUUUUUUUGGCCUGCAAGCUCCCAUGUUCUUCAUUGCAUCUUCUCUUUUUAAAUGCCCAGGGCACAUCUUUUGUGUGUUGAAAAGAUUUGGUUUAGUGUAUAGUUAGAAAUGUCCCUGUCACUCAUUAGUCCUAUUGUAGGAGUAAAGAAUGAAUCCAACUGUAUAAAAAAAAAACCAACCCUCUCCUUUUUUAAUAUGCUAGUUUUAGGUAUUAAAAGCUCUGCCUGCUGGGUUGGUGUUUGGUUUGGGGUUUUUUUAAUGUAUAGUUGCAUCCAGCAAAAGCAGCCAACUGGAUGCCCAUAGGAGUUCUGUCAGCAGCCACUGGGGCCAGGCAAUGCCCAACAAGAUUGCGGGGGGAGUGCAGAGCUGCUAAAAGUCACUCCAUCUUUUCUUCUGGAAAUGUCAGUAUACCAGCCAGCCAAUGCUCCUGCCUGUCACAUAAAUCCUUCUGCAGACCUCCUUUUUCUCAUCCUUGUGUCCAUACCCUCCAAAAGGCUUGCAUUCACAUGUAGUUUGCAAUUAAAAUUGGGUCAGUUCUUCAAGGAAGCCAAACAAGGGGUGGCUGUUGAUGUUAACUUUGGUAUUGGUGGGUAUUCAUGUUGCUAUGCUGGAGCUGACUUUAUGGAUGGAAUGGGGUCCAAGCAUUAUAUUGCUUUCCCCUUUACUUUCACAAGACAAGUCCAUGUCCCCACAUCCUUACUUGCUGGGUUUGCAUGGGCCUCUGAGCAGCUUCUGGCAACACUUGUACAUUGGCAUGCAAGACCCAACCAGCAUGAUUGUGUAACAUCUGGAUAGAGGUUAGGUUACUUGUUCUGGGUUUGCGUGUUGGAAGAUCAUGCAGACAGUACUGGUCCUUAUUCAUAUAACCCAUCCUAUGAGUUGUCCAAACAGUCUGUACUCAUCAGAAGAGAGCAGUGCCUCAGCUCCCCUCUUCCCUUGUUGCUUUUGUUGCUAGAUAACUGGCCAGUCCACCUGGCUGCCAGGCCAAACAUGUCCUUAUCUGGCCAUGGUAAGCAUUCUUCUGCUCUGCCUUGCAUCGGUAGCAUCCUACUGAAACUGGGGCAUGGGGAGUGUCAGCGUUGUGCCUGGAAGCAGACCCUGCGCAUGUCUCUCCUCAUCCUUCAAGUUCUCCUGGGUCUCCCCAGCUCUACUUUGACCGCUGAAAACAGCUGGGACAGAGAAGAGAACCAGGGCUCCACAGUGCAAGUCAUCUGCUCUUCCUGCCAGAAGCAAAAAUCUCUCCUUUUUUGCUGAUCCUCCAAGGGCAUAGUAUGUUGGAGGGAACAGCAUUACGGCGCGAUUCAUCCGUGUGAAGGCACCGCUUUCCACGGCCUGAGUUUAUAUGGAACUUACCCUGCCCCAGCACAUUUCCGCCUAUGGCAUUGUUUGUUAGACUGAAAGGCAUCUGUUUGAUUCUGGUUUUGUAAUAAAAUAGAUGAUAACUUUUG